This is a messenger RNA of Syngnathoides biaculeatus (alligator pipefish), 5690 nucleotides long. RefSeq names its product progestin and adipoQ receptor family member VII, b (gene paqr7b). Lineage: Eukaryota; Metazoa; Chordata; Actinopteri; Syngnathiformes; Syngnathidae. The record is from RefSeq and is a predicted model, not a curated record. Gene Ontology annotation, biological process: response to steroid hormone. Gene Ontology annotation, cellular component: plasma membrane. Gene Ontology annotation, molecular function: steroid binding; nuclear steroid receptor activity. The transcript has 3 exons. Bases 282 to 1340 code for a protein of 352 amino acids.
GUCAGAAGACCUUGACAUCCCCCUCGGAGUCUGCGCCCUACCGCCAAGCGAGCGAGCGAGCGAGCCAGCGCGGUGUCCCAGCCUCCAUCCGUCUAACUCGUCGCACAAUGUUUUUAAUAAUUCACAAGGCUGCUCGUCGUUCGUCGCGUGCAAAUUCCAAGACUUUCGACUGAUCCCACCAUCUACAGGGAUGCACUGAUCCCUCUAUCAGUGCUGAUAUUGUACAGCUGCACUUGGACUUGGGACUACCAGCCGGACAUAUCACAUCCAGGCAGUUUGCCAUGGCGACGGUAGUAAUGGAGCAGAUCGGCCGCCUGUUCAUCAACGCUCAGCAGCUGCGUCAAAUCCCCCAGCUCCUGGAGUCGGCCUUCCCCACGCUGCCUUGCACCGUCAAGGUGUCCGACGUUCCUUGGGUGUUCCAAGAGCGCCACAUCCUCAGCGGCUACAGGCAGCCGGACCACAGCUGGCGGUACUACUUCCUGACCCUCUUCCAACGGCACAACGAGACCAUUAACGUGUGGACCCAUCUGCUGGCCGCCCUCAUCAUCUUGGUGAAGUGGCAGGAGAUCUCGCAGACGGUGGAUUUCUUGCGAGACCCUCACGCUCAGCCCCUCUUCAUCAUCCUCCUCGCCGCCUUCACCUACCUCUCCUUCAGUGCCCUCGCUCAUCUCCUGUCUGCCAAAUCGGAGCUCUCUCACUACACCUUCUACUUCCUCGACUACGUGGGGGUGGCCGUGUACCAGUACGGGAGCGCCCUGACGCACUAUUACUACGCCAUCGAGGAGUCUUGGCACACCAGAGUGCAAGGGUUCUUUUUACCCGCCGCCGCUUUCCUGGCCUGGCUCACGUGCUUUGGCUGCUGCUACGGCAAAUACGCCAGUCCCACCCUGCCAAAGCUGACGCACAAGCUUUUCCAAGUGGUGCCCUCGGCCUUGGCCUACUUUCUGGACAUCAGUCCCGUGGCGCACCGCAUCUACGCGUGCUACCGCGAAGGCUGCUCCGACCUGGUCGUGGUGUACCACCUGUACCAAGUGCUCUUCUUCCUCAUCGGCGCCUACUUCUUUUCCUGGCCCCACCCGGAGCGGUGGUUCCCGGGGAAGUGCGACUUCAUCGGGCAGGGCCACCAGAUCUUCCACGUGUUCGUCAUGGUCAGCACGCUGGUGCAGAUCGAAGCGCUGCGGGUCGACUUCACCGAGCGGCGGCCGCUCUACGAGCGACUCCACGGCGAUCUGGCGCACGACGCCGUCGCGCUCUUCAUCUUCACCACCUGCUGCAGUGCCCUCACUGCUUUUUACGUGCGCAAGCGCGUGCAGGCGUCGCUCCAUGAAAAACACACUUAAAUAAUGCAAUGUUGCCGACGCAUAUUGCUCUGCAGCGACCAGUGAUAUUAAUUUCAUCUUUUUUCUUUUUUUUUUUAAACAGAGACUUCUUUCUUGUCAUCUGCCAAACUAGUUUGAAGUGAGUAAGUAUUUGUCAGCAUUGGGUUUGUCGAAUCCCACACAUCACGUUCACUUUUUGUGCGCUUGGUACACAUUUUGAUACAUCUCACCAUGCGCUUAUGAUAUCCUCCCCCAUUAGAGAUUUAAUAUUAUUCAAGAAAUACAUUAAAUGCACCUGAUAGUUUUGAUUAGGAAGUUUCAAGGCCCCAAAAAUGUAUCAUAAACAAAACUGAGGAAGGAUAACACCGGUUGACCCUUGGCCUUAACUUUUAUUUAUUUUUUUUAACUUUUUCCAUCCGCUAAUGCACAUUUUCUUUACCUGUACAGAAAACUGAUUUAUCAUAAUGUUUAUUGCAAACAAACAAUGAAUUGAACCCAGCGUAUUUAAUUUAAUACUUUUAAGUUUAUUAACAUUUUUCUUUGCCUAUUCCCGUCUUAUUUUGAUGUGGGCCCUUGAAUUAUGCUUCUUUUCAUGUUUUCUGUUACACACAGCCCAGACAAAGGGAAGCAUACACUUGAGGAAAGUUGAAAAUUUGUAUUAAAAAUGUCGCAGCUCUUAAAUGCUACAUUUAGGUGACAAUAUUUGAGUCGUGAGCUUACUAACGUCUUUUUGUUACAACAAUAUUGUUACUUACACUCAAUGGGGUUGAAGUUCAGCUUUGGACUUUUGACACCCCCGUCUGUAAAUUUCUGACUUUGUUUUUGUAUGAUGAAAUUGUACGUGCCUCCUCAGCAUGUUUAUGUAACGCGGACGUUGCGGCGUGACCGCUUUCCCGGCACGGUAAGCAUCGAAAUAUUUCUCCUGAAAAUCUGCCAUUCAUCACUUCGCUGCCCACCUAAUAGCACUCAGAUGAUGAAUGCAUAUUUUUCCGAAGGACUUCAGUGCUUUUCUAUUUUGCCGCGCGCAUUCAAACGUUUCAAUCUCUCCGUGCUGACCAGAUGACAGCGCGAUCGUUAUUAAUACAUUUUUUUCGUCGUCUCGAUGCACCGUUGCUCCGAAGCGUCCAUUAAUUUUGGCUCUUGCCGCAGAUGACACUGAUGAUGUUUUAGCUUUCAAAAAAUGUUCAACGUAAUCUCCCAAGAAUGAGUUUCAUUCAUCACAGCACUCUGUACUUGGUGUUUAUUGAAUGUGUGUUUUUUUUUUUUUUUUUUCUCAAACGCUGGCACUGAUGGAAAAAUAAUUUCAGCGAGAACUUAACUGAUGUCUUGACAGAAACACACGGUAACUUAAACUGAGAAUCUGUUGACUUGUGGUGCACUUCUGAAUCAACACUGUACAUACUGUGGUUAACCACGUUGGCUAUGUUUACAUGCAUGUUUUGUUUUCUUUUCUACUGUUAUUGUGGGUUCACUGUUGUUUGCGUUGAGGUUUUGACACACGGGGGCUCUAUUUUCGAGACCGGCGUAAAUCUGCACGGAGGUGAUUUAGUCAUUUGUUGGUCAUUUUGUCGAACACAAGCUGACUUGUGCAAGAGAGAGAUGUCAGCGGCGAUGCGGGUGUGAUCGCAACUGAUUUCAGUUAUGCCCUAUCAAAGCGGAUGCUCUCAUUCCCUUUAAAUAUGGGAUGAUGACAGUCUUGCGUGGGAAGGAGGAUGAUGCGUAAUCGUCACGUGUGUGGCAGCAUACAGAACGAGUUAAAAACAGAACGGGCUGACGAUCACUACUAGUAAUCGAAAUAGGUCAGCGGAACGUGUAUCUUUCCCUACACUUGAUGGUUUGGUGUACCCCCCUCCUCUUGGAGCUUGCAAAUCCAUCAGAGUGUGUUCCUGGUUAAACUCACUGAAAUCACGAGACCAACGGUGCACCAUCUGCGCCGGAGACACUUAGACCAGUGGUCGGGAACCUUUUAGGCUGAGAGAGCCACAAACGCCAAAAUGUAAUUUCAAAAGAGCCAUGCAAUAUUUUAAAAACUAAAUACAGAUGUAUUUGAGCAUUUAUGUCCAAACAACACUUUUAGAGUACAAUAAGUCUCUGAAUUCUUUUAAGUAACAGUUAUCAUGUUGCUAACCAUUCAUUCAUCUAUUAUCUACCGCUUUUCCGGGUCGGGUCGCGGGGGAAGUAGCUUCAGCAGGGAUACCCAGACUUCCCUUUCCCCAGCCACUUCUUCCAGCUCUUUCGGAGGGAUCCUCAGGCGUUCCCAAGCCAGCCGAGAGACAUAGUCUCUCCAGCGUGUCCUGGGUCGUCCUCGGGGUCCCUUUCCGGUGGGACAUGCUCGGAACACCUCACCAGGGAGGCGUCCGGGAGGCAUCCGGAUCAGAUGCCCCAGCCACCUCAUCUGGCUCCUCUCAAUGCGGAGGAGCAGCGGCUCGACACUGAGCCCCUCCCGGAUGACCGAGCUUCUCACCCGAUCUCUCAGGGAGAGCCCGGACACCCUGCGGAGGAAACUCAUUUCGGUCGCUUGUAUGCGGGAUCUUGUUCUUUCGGUCACGACCGACAGCUCAUGCCCAUAGGUGAGGCUAGGAACGUAGAUCGACUGGUAAAUUGAGAGCUUUGCCUUUGGACUUAGCUCCCUCUUAACCACAGUGGACCGAUACAAAGUCUGCAUCACUGCAGACGCUGCACCGAUCGAUCUCCCGCUCCAUUCUUCCCUCACCCGUGAACAGGACCCCAAGAUACUUGAACUCGCCCACUUGGGGCAGGAGCUCGUCCCCAACCUGGGGCGGGCACGCCAGCUUUUUCCGACUGAGGAUUUCCGAUUUGGAGGUGCUGAUUCUCAUCCCAGCCACUUGACACUGCUGCGAAUCACUCCAGUGAGAAGCCAACAGAACCACAUCAUCUGCAAAGAGCAGAGAUGCGAUGCUGAGGCCACCAAACCGGACACCCUCUACGCCUCGGCUGGGCCUACAAAUUCUGUCCAUAAAAGUUAUGAACAAAAUAUGUGACAAAGGGCAGCCUUGGCGGAGUCCAACUUUCACCGGAAACUAGUCCGACUUAUUGCCGGCAAUGUUGCAAUCUUGCUAACCAUUGAUGACAAACGCACUUCUUACCAUGAAUGUGACUUUUGGUUUUGCUGAUGGCUUUAUAGUCAAUCAUACGUCGUUAGAUUAAGCUUCACGCUGGGGUUGAGACUUCCAUCCGUUAAUCGUAGACGUAAUUCGAUUUGCCAUCAUGAAGGUGAACAGUUCUCGGCAACAAUAGCAUGUCUUUUAUUCGUUUGAUCAUCUUGUCUUUAUGCGAAAAGUUGUCUCCAUUGGCAACAUCAGGCACGAAUACUUUGGUGUACUCCUCCAACUGUGAAUGGCGGUUCAAGUCUUGCCGAAAACUGUAGAACGCCCCAUCUUUUUUUUCUUUGAGCGAUCGUUUGCACAAUUAGUUGUCACUAUCUACUCUGCCUUGGACCCUUCUGCUCCUGCGCACAUCGACUGCUACGGUGAACUACGGCAACCCCACUGGGACAAACUGUCUCUGCUCAUUUGCGUUGCCUACGUGACAGAAAUGACAUUGUACAGGAUGUAGUGAUGAGGACUUUGCGAGCCAUGUGCAACAUCAAAUGAGCCAGACAUGGCUGGCGAGCCAUAGGUUUCCGACCCCUGCCUUAGACGUUGGUCUCGUCAGGUGUACGUUUUUAAGAGUGACUAUCUGGAACUGGAUUUUCUCAUCACCCGGUGUACCUGAAAGGACACACCCUAGUUUGGUCGGACCCUCCAACUUGUUGCAGACCCGUCCGCCGAAUUGGCAAACGUGUAGCGAGCCUCGCGCCUGCACGCAAAUAGACGCACGGCAGUUUUUGCACUUUGGCGCAAAUGCGUCGUCUGUGAAAAUAGAGCCCCGAGAGUACUGUGGGAGGGUUCAGAAAAGAAAAACACAAGAACUAGAAACCAGAGAUUUCGUCUUUUGGUCCAUCUAAAUCAUACAUGGGAGUGUUUUAUAUGUUUGAAUCAAUUAUUUAUAAAAGUUACGAUAUUCUAUCCACAAAUGACCAAACUUAAAAAUGAAACAGGUCUUUCUUUUUUGUACGUGUUUUGAGUAUUGAGCAGGUUUGUGAGCAGUAUUUUUUUUUUUUUUAAUUUUAAUUUUAUUUUUUUGUUGCAGUUGACACAUUGUCACCUAUUAUCUAAAUUGCAUGUUGUGAAAAUAACUGGAAUGUGGGCAGCAGUGUGUAAAAGUGAAUAUGUGAACAAAAGCCUCUUAACGAUGCCACCCAGGUUUGCCUUCAUUAUAGAAAGCAGGCUGAGAGGGACCAGAAUGUCUUCUGCCUCUUGAUCGACUGUACUAAUGUUUCAAAGAAGUAAAGUGUUGGAUUACUUUAAA